AUGAAUGCUGAGUUCUUGAGUAGCGAUGUAGAAGCACAAUUCGACUCAUCUUAUAAUGAUACAGAUAAUAUAGGAGGUGCGACAGGAAAAUGCAACAGAGUCGAGAUGGUUGGUUUCAAACGAUCACGUCAUCUGGAUCAGAAAAAGUCAAAAAAGCAUUGCGACGCAUCUCUUGCACAAAAACAUGGAUCGGUUUGUUCGUCUGCGAUGCGAAAUGCAGCCACUUCCAGGUCGAUUUGCGACCCCAAGGUAUCACCAGUUCAGCCAGCUAUUUCAGAUAACAAAGUUAAAAAUUCACCUCUUCAAAAGCACAUACAACUACCCCCAAUAGCUGAUGUUGUGAAUAUCGAUAACUCAAGAAUUGGCGGCAUUGUAACAGCCCUUGUAGAUGUCAAUGAUGAAUAUCAGUCCGGUUGGAGUACCACAUACAGGCCCUCGACAUCCCCAACCAAUAUGCCAAAAAUCACUCGAGACCAGAACCAGGCUAGAAAGUAUACAGGCACGUUUCCGAGAAAGUGUACUAUACAAACUGGCACUGGCGGUGAACAUCUAAGUCAAGGUCAGCGUGUCAACACCUUGCAGCAGCACAAAGGAUUUGCAAAAAAACGAGCGAAAUCUGAGAUUGACAGCAGAAUGCGGCUAUCUUUUAUCCAGGAAUGUGAUGUCGAGCUGAGCACAACGUCUACGUUUUCAUCAUGUAGCGACCGAUUAAUACGUACAUCUUCGUUACCCACACCUUUUGUCCAAAUUGCGGAUCCUGCUAUUGUUAGCAAACUGGAAACAGAAAUUCAAUUUCAAAGCUGUAAAGAUGCACGCCGAGUGCAUUUCACACCGGAUCCAAUCAUACAUCCAACGUACGGAAGUGUGUAUGAUAGGAAAUCAUUUGGUGUGGACAAAUCGAAACUAGCAAGUUCCAUACUUGAAAUAUACCUCGAAUUGAUGCGGUACAAGAUCAAUGAGAUGGCUUGUCAUCAUAGCUCCAUCAAGUACACAAACUUCCAUUUGGCCGGUGUUCACGGUAGCCAGAGGGUUGCACUUGUGCAUAUAUUGAAAGGCAUGAUUGACUAUCAGUCGAAAUUAUUACUGCUGCCCUCGGCAGACAAUUGAAGCGCUGUUACUGAAUCAAGAAUGACCUAUUGGAAUACAAACUUUACCCAUAAUAAAGCAUAGAAACUUGCC
This is a messenger RNA of Sphaeroforma arctica JP610, 1179 nucleotides long. RefSeq lists its product as hypothetical. Bases 1 to 1107 code for a protein of 368 amino acids. NCBI's taxonomy places the organism in Eukaryota, Ichthyosporea, Ichthyophonida. The transcript has a single exon. The record is from RefSeq and is a predicted model, not a curated record.